Aureobasidium melanogenum CBS 110374 is the source of this 171-nucleotide messenger RNA. RefSeq names its product Bromodomain-containing protein. Gene Ontology annotation, molecular function: protein binding. NCBI's taxonomy places the organism in Eukaryota, Fungi, Ascomycota, Dothideomycetes, Dothideales, Saccotheciaceae. The record is from RefSeq and is a predicted model, not a curated record. The annotation marks the transcript as partial. The transcript has a single exon.
UUCAAAGAGCCUGUUGACAUCGUCGCGGUGCCCACCUACUUGAAUGUCAUCAGACAGCCCAUGGAUUUGUCAACGAUUGCCUACAAAUUUGGAAGGGACAUCUACGACUCUGCAGCUUCCUUCAAAGCUGACUUUGAGCUCAUGUUUGACAACUGUGACCGCUUCAACGCA